CUGUCCUCGCUCUUGGUUUUGGGCCAGGCUAUAGGCGUGGAGACGAUAGAGCGAGAUGUGAUAGUCAUCGGCGGCGGCGGGAGUGGUGCAUACACCGCGGCAAGGCUAUUUCAGAAGGGAACUUCGGUGGCCUUGAUUGAGAAGCACGGUCGGCUUGGAGGUCAUGUCAAUACCUACAAAGACCCAGCCACCGGCGCGACAACUGACUAUGGUGUUGUUGUCUGGGCGAACAUCUCGGUCGUGACGAACUUCUGGAGUCAUUACGGCCAGCCGCUCAUCAGCCUACCAGGACAGGUUGGAACUGGUGCUAGAGCUGCUGACUUUCAAUCCGGCACCGUCCUUCCAGCAGCAGCAACUCAGCUGGAUCCAAAGGCUGUUGUCGGCAAUCUUACAGCCUGGAUUGCCGCACUUCAAAAAUAUCCUGGCCUGAUUUCGACUUUCGACCCUCCAUAUCCAGUGCCCGAAGAGCUGCUCCGGCCUUUUGGAGAAUACGUCCAGAAGCACAAUUUGCCACUUGUAGCACAAUUUGCGGCCAACUUUGGUCAAGGACAGGGCAAUAUUUUGGCUUUGCCAGCAAUAUACAUCUUCAAGUCAUUCGAUGUCCACCAAGCUCGGGCUCUUCUCGAUGCUCCAUUCCUCGUCAGCCCUACAGGUAACACCCAGGCGCUGUAUGAUAAGGUACGGGACGAACUUGGAAACAACGUCUUUCUGGAUACACGUGUGGAGAAGAUCGUGCGAACACAGGGUCGUGUCGAAGUGUUCGUGACAACUCCUUCGGGAUCGAAGCUCAUCAGAGGAUCAAAAUUGGUCAUGACUAUACCUCCUAAGCUCGAGAACCUAGGAUUCCUUGAUCUCGAUCAGGAGGAGCACGCGCUCUACGCUCGAUUCAACAACAGUUACUACUGGAAUGCCAUUGUCACGAACACUGGACUACCGGCCAAUGGAACUUUCAAUAACGUCGAUCCAAUGGCGCCGUUUGGGCUUGCAGCGCUUCCGUCUGUCUACACUCUACAGGGCACUGCCAGCAUUCCUGGCACGUUUCAAGUCUAUUUCGGCAGCAUUACACCAUUCACUAUCGAGCAAGUCAAAGAGCAGAUCAUUGCAACAAUAGCCAGGCUUCGCAAAGGCCUGGGCUUGCCGGACCCCAGCACGCCCACGAAAGUCGUGAAAUGCAAUUCGCACAAUCCGUUCCAUCUGACAGUCUCCAGUCAGGAUGUGGCAGACGGGUUCUAUAAAAAGUGGCUAGCAUUGCAGGGACAUCGUAAUACGUAUUGGAACGGAUUCUCGAUGGUCAAGGCAGCAUCGUAUCCAAUCUGGAAUUUCACGGAGGUCGAGCUACUUCCGAAGCUCAUGAAA
Pseudocercospora fijiensis CIRAD86 is the source of this 1356-nucleotide messenger RNA. RefSeq lists its product as uncharacterized. The transcript has 2 exons. The record is from RefSeq and is a predicted model, not a curated record. The annotation marks the transcript as partial. Lineage: Eukaryota; Fungi; Ascomycota; Dothideomycetes; Mycosphaerellales; Mycosphaerellaceae.